This is a messenger RNA of Colius striatus (speckled mousebird), 1470 nucleotides long. It is a transcript of the gene CAMK2A, whose product is annotated as calcium/calmodulin dependent protein kinase II alpha. NCBI's taxonomy places the organism in Eukaryota, Metazoa, Chordata, Aves, Coliiformes, Coliidae. Gene Ontology annotation, biological process: protein phosphorylation. Gene Ontology annotation, cellular component: cytoplasm; neuron projection. Gene Ontology annotation, molecular function: calcium/calmodulin-dependent protein kinase activity; calmodulin binding; ATP binding. The coding region runs from base 1 to 1470 and encodes 489 amino acids. The record is from RefSeq and is a predicted model, not a curated record. The transcript is spliced from 18 exons.
AUGGCCACCAUCACCUGCAAUCGCUUCACCGAGGAGUACCAGCUCUUUGAGGAACUGGGCAAGGGUGCUUUUUCCAUUGUCCGGAGAUGUGUCAAGGUGUUGGCAGGACAAGAGUAUGCGGCCAAGAUCAUUAACACCAAGAAGCUGUCUGCUCGAGACCACCAGAAGCUGGAACGAGAAGCCCGGAUCUGCCGCCUCCUGAAGCACCCCAACAUUGUGAGGCUCCAUGACAGCAUCUCUGAAGAGGGCCACCACUACCUGAUAUUUGACCUAGUCACCGGCGGUGAGCUCUUUGAGGACAUCGUGGCCAGGGAGUACUACAGCGAGGCAGAUGCCAGCCAUUGCAUCCAGCAGAUCCUGGAAGCUGUCCUGCACUGCCAUCAGAUGGGGGUGGUCCACAGGGAUCUGAAGCCCGAGAACCUGCUGCUGGCAUCCAAGCUGAAGGGUGCUGCUGUCAAGCUGGCUGACUUUGGCCUUGCCAUCGAGGUGGAGGGUGACCAGCAAGCAUGGUUUGGUUUCGCUGGCACCCCGGGAUACCUCUCCCCCGAGGUGCUGCGGAAGGACCCCUACGGCAAAGCUGUGGACCUGUGGGCUUGCGGCGUCAUCCUCUACAUCCUGCUGGUUGGGUACCCGCCCUUUUGGGAUGAAGACCAGCACCGACUCUACCAGCAGAUCAAGGCUGGGGCUUAUGAUUUCCCCUCCCCUGAGUGGGACACGGUCACUCCUGAAGCGAAAGAUCUCAUCAACAAGAUGUUGACCAUAAACCCAUCCAAGCGCAUCACGGCAGCAGAGGCUCUGAAGCACCCCUGGAUAUCGCACCGUGCCACCGUGGCAUCAUGCAUGCACAGGCAGGAGACGGUGGACUGUCUGAAGAAGUUCAAUGCCCGGAGGAAGCUGAAGGGAGCCAUCCUCACCACCAUGCUGGCCACCAGGAACUUCUCCGGAGGCAAAAGUGGUGGCAACAAGAAGAAUGACGGCGUGAAGAAAAGAAAGUCCAGUUCCAGCGUUCAGUUAAUGGAAUCGUCGGAGAGCACCAACACCACCAUCGAGGACGAAGACACCAAAGUACGGAAGCAAGAAAUCAUUAAAGUCACAGAGCAGCUGAUCGAAGCAAUAAGCAAUGGCGACUUUGAGUCCUACACGAAGAUGUGUGACCCUGGGAUGACUGCCUUUGAGCCUGAGGCUCUGGGCAACCUUGUGGAAGGCCUGGAUUUCCACCGAUUCUACUUUGAAAACCUGUGGUCCCGCAACAGCAAGCCUGUGCACACGACAAUCCUGAACCCCCACAUCCACCUGAUGGGAGACGAGUCUGCCUGCAUCUCCUACAUCCGCAUCACGCAGUACGUGGACGCGGGAGGGAUCCCCCGCACCGCCCAGUCCGAGGAGACCCGCAUCUGGCACCGCCGGGAUGGCAAAUGGCAGAUCGUCCACUUCCACAGAUCCGGGGCACCCUCUGUGCUACCGCAGUAA